Messenger RNA from Aureobasidium vineae, 690 nucleotides. The record is from the annotation of a GenBank genome assembly. Lineage: Eukaryota; Fungi; Ascomycota; Dothideomycetes; Dothideales; Saccotheciaceae.
AUGAAGACAGCAUCCAUUGCCGCAGCUGCUGCUGCUUUCCUCACCACCAUGGUCGAGGCUCAAGCUUUCACUCUCAAGCUCCGUUCCACUACUCCUGGAUUACCCGGCAACAGCACCACCGCAACUUGCCCUUCUUGGAAUGCCAAUUGCCCUGGAAAAGACGUCACCAUCUUCUCAGGACCCACUGUCGAUGGCCAGCCCACCCAGAUGUGGAUGGGCAUCCUCCAGGAGCACGGUCAGCGCGUCUACACUCACGCUCACCCCGACGCACUCUUCCAGGGACACUAUGGCGACUUGAUCAGCUAUACAGCCGCAGGCAACGACGAGUCAGCCAACGUACCCAAGGUCGACGAGUACGGCGAUCUCUUCGCCAUCAAGACAUGGGACAACGAUGACGGUCUGCUAGGUCUUAAGAGAGGCGAACGUGUCCUCGCUCAUGGAUCUGGCAGCUCCGUCGUCUUUGACCUCUGCAGCCCGCAAUUCGGCAACCAUCCUGGACCAAACACUCUCAUUCUCUCCACUAUCAGCAAGUGGUGCACACCUGCCGCACUCGUCGUCGAGGAGACCGAUGUGGCUGCUCCCCAGUUCUACAACUGCGAUGGCUGUGAGUUGAGAGGCGCAAACCUUACCAAUGGACCUUCUUGCGGCGCUCCGUUCUGCGGCACCAACAACUACUUCUGGUGGAACUAA